Messenger RNA from Pygocentrus nattereri (red-bellied piranha), 3384 nucleotides. It is a transcript of the gene arl6ip5b, whose product is annotated as ADP-ribosylation factor-like 6 interacting protein 5b. Bases 53 to 625 code for a protein of 190 amino acids. Gene Ontology annotation, biological process: negative regulation of transport. Gene Ontology annotation, cellular component: membrane. NCBI's taxonomy places the organism in Eukaryota, Metazoa, Chordata, Actinopteri, Characiformes, Serrasalmidae. The record is from RefSeq and is a predicted model, not a curated record. The transcript is spliced from 3 exons.
AGCUGGUUGCUGCGCGGUUCACCGCCUCUGUGUUGCUGCAGUAGUGGCUGUGAUGGCAGGGAUGGAAGUGGCUCCUCUCAGGCCGUGGGAUGAUUUCUUCCCCGGAGCUGACCGCUUCGCCAAACCAGAUGUGCAGGACUUGACCAAAUGGAACAACAGGGUGGUCAGCAAUCUGCUCUACUUUCAGACUAAUUACUUUGUGGUGGCCAUCGUGGUCUUCCUGAUAGUUGGGUUCAUGAACCCUCUGGGCAUGCUCCUUGGUGGAGCAGUGGUCACCUUGGUCUUCAUGGGUUCUGUGUGGGCUGGAGAGAACAAGGCAGUGAUCAAGAAUUUCAAGAAGAAGAACCCCUCCCUGUUCGUCAUUGCUGUAAUGGGAGCCAGCUAUUUCCUGCUUUCGCUGUGUGGAGGGGUGAUGGUGUUUAUCUUUGGCAUCACCUUCCCUUUGCUCCUGAUCCUGGUGCACGCCUCGCUGCGGCUGCGCAGCAUGAAGAACAAGUUGGAGAACAAGAUUGAGGGCGUGGGACUGAAGAGGACACCUAUGGGGGUCAUCUUAGAUCUCCUGGACCAGCAGGAGGAGAAGAUAAACAAGAUCCAGGAUUUCAUUGAGAGCAAACUUAAGGACUGAACAUGAUGACCAUCAGCGUGUAACAACACAACGUUAAAUCUUAAGUGGGAGUCACAUUCACUCUUACCCACCUAAACCCCUCCUAAUUCUAAUGCAUAUCUCAUGUGUGAAAAAGGAAAGAUCUUCCAAAGUGUCCAUGGUUACCGCUAUUGAUUCUCCCAGUUUAGACCACCUAAGAUUUAUGUAUGCUAUACUGUAAAAACUCUUGGAGAUAUAUUUUUUUUUGUUCUUGCUACCUUUAAUAGGUUGUUAGCUUAUAUGUGGCAAUCAGUAUCCUACUUUAGCAUGUUGGGCUUCCCUGCGUAAGCAUGUUUCCAAUGGCGUAUGCUUCCCUGAUAUAUGCACCUUUGAUAUAUAACUCCUUUUUUGCACUUAAAUGUAGGUUUUCUCUUCGAAUGUAAAUGGAUAUAACAAUGUUAGAACAAUGUUACAACAAACAAUCAAGAACUGAAUAAGUUUUGAUAUAAGAUGAGCGUAGAGUUUUGUAUCUUUGUCAGGUUAAAUAUGAAGGAAAGCACAUUAGAAAGCUACAUGUUCCCUGGUAUUAUAAAAGAUUCAUGUAUUUUAAAGGUCAUAGUUAAUGUUACUUGUUUUGCUCUGUUACGGUGGCACUCGUUAGGUUCAUCAUAAUGACGCUGCACCUUAUACAGUGCAUAUAGAUCGCAUUGAUGGGGACAUGAUAAAAGGGAAUAGAAAUUUGUCUUAAGACAAAUAAAACCUGAUCAUUGUUUUAUUUUGAAGAUGGCAAAAGUGCUACCUCAAAUAGUCAAUUCCUACAUAGAAGUAGGACUCAAGUCAAACCCAUGCUACUUUUGCAUAUGCUGAUAAACUGGCAAGUGAAAUAAAUGCAGGUAAUAUAUCUAAUACUUCUCAAAAUGCUAUUUAUAUAAAUUUGUAUUUAUUUGUAUAAAUUCUUAUUAAAGGAUCACUUCAUUUAUUUUUUAAUAUAUGUAGAAUUCAGUCCCUGAGAUGCAAACAGUCAUUCAGAGUGGUUUGGUGUGAAAUGGUUCAUUGUAGAGAAACUUACCAACUCCGAUUUCUUUACAGCAGUGGUGAUAGGAACUAGGGGUCACAAUGUCUACAACAGAAAUAUAGCCAUUUUGUUUACUAUUCAGAAUGACCAGUGAACCAACACAUGCUCCUGAGUUUUUCUCUUUGGCGAUGAUGCUAAAAUAAUGGGGGGGUUCUUUGGGGUCUAUUUUGCCUUAUAAUGCCCUGCAAGUAGCCCUCUGCCAUUAAUGGCUUUUAAAAAAUAUUUUGGGUCAACAUUUUCUCUCAAAACAAUGUCUCAACAUCAGGCAAUGUAUUCGUAACUAUUUCAGGUACUUGCUAUCUUUGAGGGAGCUUUUUGAGGUGGACGUCUGGUUCCUAUCGCCACCACUGUGAACAAUUUUGACUUUUCAAUUUUGUUCAGUGUUUAUUUUUCAAGUUUCUUUAGAACAUUUCACACCAAACCACUCUGAACGACUGUUAACAUUGUAACCACUUAAAAAAAUAUCUGACAGUUCCCUUUGAUUUUACUUCAUAGAAGUAAAAUGUGGUUGGUGUAGUGUAGAGAUUAACACCUCUGCCUUCUACGCUGUAGACUAGGGUUCAAUCCCCCACCUGGGUAAACACCCUACACUAUACCAAUAAGAGUCCUUGGGCAAGACUCCUAACACUGCCUUGGCCUACUUGUGUAAAAUGAUCAAAUUGUAAGUCGCUCUGGAUAAGAGCGUCAGCCAAAUGCCAUAAAUGUAAAUGAAACAUGUUGAAUAGUUGAAUGUCCUUAUAACCGUCUCAUAAUGAGAAUUAUUAGGUAUGCUGCCGACAUUUUAAGAUGCUUUCACUUGCCAGGCUAUCAUGUCCUUAGCUUAUAAUCUAACAUUUUCACUAGUAUACUGGCAUAUUUGCUGACAUUCGUCAAUGCUUAUAAUAAUUGCAGAAUUAGUUCAUAUUCCUCUGUUAGUGGUGCACUUAACCACUGAGAGUGUCAUGGCAUUAGCAUCAUCUUAACUAAGGGAAAGUUCUCAAAGUGAUUCUCAUUCUGCCGUUUUAAGAUAGCAGUCGUAUGCAAAAGUUUAGGUGCCCCUGGUCAAAUGACCAAAGUGAAGUUUCUAAGUAAAAAUAAGUGAAGAUAUCCUGUACAGAGAACCCAUUUCUGCAUAUUUUAAUGCACACAUACUGUUCAUUUGCUGUAUUUAAGAAACUGGUCAAUAUGAUAUAUUCAGCAAAUAAAUAGAAAUGUGUGCACAAACAAUUGCAGAAAUAAUGCCAUAUUCAAGUGUGUUCCCUGUAGAUAAUGUGUUGUUUUCUUAUUUUUGCUUUAAAAAAAUCAACGAAACUAGUAGGUUGACGAGGGGUGUUCAAAUGUUUGCGAAUAGCAGUAAACUCAGUGUAGCUAUGCAAUGCAGGAAGAAGGAUUAAUCAUUAGAGAUUCAUCUACAUGUUUGGGUGAUCGUAUUACUAUUUUCUCUAAGACAUGAACAUCCAAAUAAAUGCGUGUCCAUUUUCCAUUGUGUAUGGCACCCUGUGUCAGUAUUCCUCAAACCAAACUCUUUAUUUUUAAUCAGAGGAUAUACAACUCCAUACUUUAUAUUUAUUGCUUAGAAAUGUUACAUCUGUGCAUCUACGAUUCUUCCUGAAACUCCUCUGUAGCUUUCAGCAGGCUUUUAUGUUUGUUUUCUCUUGUUUUCAUGAGAGUGGUUUAUUAACCCUAAGAGGGACCUUGUAUGCACUUUUGUGAUGCAGAUUUAAUAAAUGCUUCUGACAGACCGAAA